AUGGCUCUUGCUGCUCUCCUGCUCGCCGUGCUCACAUUCUCGCUGUGCGCGCCGCCGCCGGUCGCCGGGGAGCUCGCCUCCGUCGAGCACCCGGUGGAGGAGGGUCGGCCGCUGCGCCUCCUCAUUGUCGGCGACUGGGGUCGUAAGGGGAUGUACAACCAGUCCAGGGUAGCAGCACAGAUGGGGAAGGUGGCGGAGGACAUGAGCGUCGACUUCGUCGUGUCCACCGGAGACAACUUCUUGGACGACGGCCUGUCCAGCGUCCAUGACAGGGCGUUCCGUGACUCCUUCGUGGAUGUAUACACGGCCAAGAGCCUGCAGAAGCCAUGGUACCUUGUUCUAGGGAACCAUGACUACAGGGGAGACGUGCUAGCACAACUUGACCCGGCUUUGCGCAACGUGGACAGCCGGUUUAUGUGCAUGAGAUCCUUCGUUGUCAAUGCAGGAAUCGUCGAUUUCUUCUUCAUCGACACAACCCCAUUUCAGCUCAAGUAUUGGACUGAUCCAGGAGAAGACCACUACGACUGGAGGGAAGUCGCGCCUCGAGAAGCCUACAUCGAACAUCUCCUAAAGGAUAUGGACGGUGCAAUGAAGAAAUCAAGAGCGAGAUGGAAGGUAGCCGUAGGGCACCACACGAUGAGGAGCGUGAGCGCCCAUGGCGACACCCUGGAGCUCCUCCAGCUUCUCCUCCCCGUGCUCAAGGAGAACGGCGUCGACCUCUACAUCAACGGCCAUGGUCACUGCUUGGAGCAUAUCAGUAGCAGGGAAAGUCCAAUCCAGUUCUUCACCAGUGGAGGCGGGUCCAAGGCGUGGAGAGGCAUCCUCCGACCCAAUGACGACAAGCUCGAGUUCUUCUACAACGGGCAAGGCUUCAUGUCCCUGGAGGUGGAUGCUGACAUGGCCCGUGCCAUCUUCUACGACAUCCAUGGGCAGGCAUUGCACAACUGGAGCUUGAGCAAAAGCAAUCGGCAGCAGGUUGUUCAGUGCUCUGCUCUUGUUUCUCAGGAAUAA
This is a messenger RNA of Miscanthus lutarioriparius, 1011 nucleotides long. The record is from the annotation of a GenBank genome assembly. Lineage: Eukaryota; Viridiplantae; Streptophyta; Magnoliopsida; Poales; Poaceae.